This is a messenger RNA of Cylas formicarius (sweet potato weevil), 652 nucleotides long. RefSeq lists its product as uncharacterized. Bases 199 to 618 code for a protein of 139 amino acids. The record is from RefSeq and is a predicted model, not a curated record. The transcript has 4 exons. NCBI's taxonomy places the organism in Eukaryota, Metazoa, Arthropoda, Insecta, Coleoptera, Brentidae.
UUCUUUACGUGCGAUUUACACAAGUUGCCGUAUCGGUUCUUUUGUUUUCUUUUUAUUGGAAGCUGCUAUUGGCCGGGUUGGUUUGAAUUGUUUGGCGGAUAUAUCGUUACUGCCUCAAAAAUAUAAAGAUUAUUCUGCAGAUAGGUCAGUUAUUUUUGUUAAAAGGUUCUUCUUCAACGUUUUUCUGUGCUAAUUGAAAUGAGCAGCAGCAUUUUAUUGAUGGUUGAAUUUAUCUUCUUGGUCUGUGCUCUGAGAACGACGUUAUCAAUACCAGCCGAUGCGAUGCACAAACGAACUAUCCCAGAAAGCUCCCCCGAAGAAUUGCCAGACUAUCAACUGGGAGUGCGAUAUGAUGAAUAUCCGACUAUUGUUCCAAAGAAACGAACAGCUCUUUUAGUAAAUCGACUGAUGCUCGCCUUACGUGACGCAAUGGAAGCGGCAGAGAGGGAGAGGGGAACAAAUUUCGUGGACGGAUAUAUGGCCAAUAAGAAGUUUCUAACUGCUGAUGAUGUGAGAUCGAUGGAUUUGCAAAGAAGAGGACACCAGUCAAUAUCGAACUUGCAAGGAAAAGGACGCAUUUACUGGAGAUGCUAUUUCAACGCCGUCACAUGUUUUUAAAUCGAUUUAGUCGAUCUUUUUUGUACACUGUCAC